AUGUCAUCCCCUCAUAAAUACCCAGGCUCAACAGGGACCACAUCGCGGAGUCUCCGUGGCCUCUUCAAAGAUGGCAUUUGGUGUUGUAACUGCCCAGAGCGUCCGGCUGCCAUCCGUCGUCAAACAAAGAAGCAGGGAGUAAACCUUGGGAAAUGGUUUUGGACUUGCGCACAACCUCCACAUCUCAAAUGUGGCUUCUUCCUGUGGGCAGAUGACGCUACAAUACGAGAGCAAGAAGUUGUUCUUGCCAACUCUCGAUCUGAACCCGACCCUCUCUUGCUCACCCCAUCCAGGCGCACUACAGGACGUAUGAACAACGGGCUACUCACUCCACAGACCGAGCGCAGAUUCAUCAAUACUCCGCAACACAAUUUCAAGUCGCCUCCAAAGACAGCUAAGGCCAGAAUGAUCUCAGAAGCGUCCAAUGAUUUUGGCUGGAACGACGACUCAGAUGAUAACGAUGAGCUUGUCAAGGCACUCUCUUCUAGCCAGACCGAGAGCUUCAUCUCACAACCCAAUUUCCAUCCCGAAUCUCCAUUCAAGACCCCCGGCACCUCCAUGGUGACCUCACCCGGCAAGCGCAAAUUGGCAGAAGUCACAAAUGAUAAUCCUUCGACCGACCGAUCUGCACCCGCGACGCCAUUCUCAUCCCGCUCUUCCCGCUCCUCUCGCACCGAGGUGUUUCCUCCCUCGUCUGUGGAGUUAUGCAUGACACCCACGCCUAGCAAAUACAACGAUGUACUAUCUGCAGACUCGAAGUUUGACACCUCAGAUCUUGCAAAAAGUCUACUCAGUAUUUUGGAAAAACAUAGUGUUGUUUUGCCAAACAAAGCGCUUGAUGAGGUCGUGUCGCUGCUUAAUCGGCAGGACUUGAAGACACAGGGCAUUAUUCGUGGACGGGAUAUGACGAGGGUAGCAUUAAAGAAGAAGGAUGACGAUAUCAAGAAGCUGCAAGACCGUGUUUCCGACCUGGAGGCUCAGAGGGAACUCGAUCGUUCUCUCAUUGAGGGAAUGAAACCCUAUUGA
Molecule: messenger RNA, 1026 nt
Organism: Penicillium griseofulvum
Lineage: Eukaryota; Fungi; Ascomycota; Eurotiomycetes; Eurotiales; Aspergillaceae
Product: Zinc finger, GRF-type
Exons: 2
Coding region: 1-1026 (341 amino acids)
Molecular function (GO): zinc ion binding
Source: RefSeq, a predicted model, not a curated record